GGCCGCCCAGUGGGUGCCUCCUGGCUCCAUGGACAACAGCUCUUCUGCUGCUGGGGCCGUGCUCUGGCCUCUCGUCACACACUUGGCAAUGCAAUCAGGUGAUGUGGGACUCAGGCCAAGGGAUGCCCACAUUCUUGUACCUGCAGACCUUCGAUGACCAGAUUUGGGGUCAUUAUGACAGCAGCACAAGGAGGGUCUUGCCGCGGGUCUCCUGGAUAAAGAAGGCCGAGGAGGAGGACCCCUCCUUCUGGGACUGGAACCGCGAGAGGGCAUCGAGUGCGGAGGUGAAGCUGAGAGGUGACCUGCUGCUGCUGAAGAAGCACCUCAACCAGAGUGAGGGCAUUCUCGUGUGGCAGCGGAGGUGUGGCUGUGAGCUGUACGAAGAUGGGCGCAGCCGAGGGAUUGACCGCUAUGGCUACAAUGGGAGGGAUUUCCUCAGCCUGGACUUUGAGACCCUCUCCUGGACAGCUGCCUGUGAGGCUGCCAAAGUGAUCAAGAAGAGGUGGGAUGCUAACUGGGCAUAUUCCCAGGCUAGUAAGGACAACCUGGAGGAAUGCUGCAUUCCAUGGCUGCAGAAGUUCUUGGGAUAUGGAAAGGAAGUUCUUCUGAGGAAAGAGCACCCAACAGUGAAGGUGUCCCGUAAGCUGGGAGAAGAUGGCCUAGAGACCCUCAUCUGUCAUGUCCAUGGCUUCUACCCCAGGGAGAUCAAUGUCACCUGGAUGAAGGAUGGAGCAUUCUGGGAGCAGGAGACCCUCAGUGGGGGUGCUGUCCCCAACUCAGAUGGGACCUACCACACUUGGAUCAGUGUCAAGACUGACAGCAAGGAAAGAGACCACUAUCGGUGCCAUGUGGAACAUACCAGCCUAGUGGAACCUCUUCAGAUGUCCUGGCAGAAGUCCGACACCACAGAGUUCCUUGUGGGACUCACCUUCGGGCUUGUAGCUGCCAUACUAAUGCUGAUCAGCUUCGUAUUUUACAUGAAGAAACAUCAGGACGACUUCAAAGCAAAAUCAAGUGAGUGA
Varanus komodoensis (Komodo dragon) is the source of this 1022-nucleotide messenger RNA. RefSeq names its product class I histocompatibility antigen, F10 alpha chain-like. Bases 102 to 1022 code for a protein of 306 amino acids. Gene Ontology annotation, biological process: immune response. The record is from RefSeq and is a predicted model, not a curated record. Lineage: Eukaryota; Metazoa; Chordata; Lepidosauria; Squamata; Varanidae. The transcript is spliced from 6 exons. Gene Ontology annotation, cellular component: external side of plasma membrane.